Messenger RNA from Cantharellus anzutake, 1434 nucleotides. RefSeq lists its product as uncharacterized. Lineage: Eukaryota; Fungi; Basidiomycota; Agaricomycetes; Cantharellales; Hydnaceae. The record is from RefSeq and is a predicted model, not a curated record. The transcript has 2 exons. The coding region runs from base 1 to 1434 and encodes 477 amino acids.
AUGAGACCUAGAAGGGAACCUGGAUCGUCGUCCUUCUCAAGGACAAUGAGGUAUGCACUGAGAAAUGCACAAGGUCUCGCAGCAGACAGCAGUGCCAGUGAAGCUGACACUGCUCAAACUGGCUUUGACCUAGCCAGUAAUGAAGAUGUGUACUCAGAAGAUGCUGAAACAUCGGCAGGCACUGAGGUGCCUGCCACAAACAUUGCCAACCAUGAGGUUGUACCUCAAGGGCCUGAGGAUUCCCCAGGUACACAAAGUCCAGGCUCUGCAGUGCCUGAACCUUCCCCUACUGCAAGAGGCAUGUCUCUAGGGCCCGUUGAUUCCCCAGAUGCAUCUAAAACGCAUUCACCUCAACCCAUAGAGGUGAUGACUCGGAUGCUUGAGGCAUUCCAGGCAAAAAUGGAUCAGCAAUUCGAGUCCCAAGCGGCCAACUUCCGCCAGCUGUCUUAUUCUCAGAACAGGAUCGAACACAGAUUAACUGCGGUCGAAGAACAACAAAAAAGUCAUUCACGCUCUGGUUCCAACCAGAGCGAAUCCAGCCCCACUGUGCCCAUCACAGACACAGUCCCCCUAAGGCCUCCAACCACCUUAGGGAUAUGUGAUGAAAAUAGCACAACCAAAACCGCAUCAGUUCCUUCAGAACCAUCGCAGCCCCCUACCAAUUUGUCUCCUCCCAAGGAGACAGACCGUCAAAACCCCCUGGUAGUUGAAAAACCACCAACUACCUCAAUGCAUGUCAAUUAUGAUAUGCAUUCUAGGAGGAAAAGAGCUCUGCAUGAUGGGGUGCAGAGCUCCAAUACAAACGACAGCGCUAGCUUCGCUAGUGCCUGUCCUCCUGAUCUCCCACCCAAUCCAGGACAGAUUGGCAUUUUCGACACGCCUCCUGGGCCCUCUGAGGGCCCUGACGCGUCGAAUCCAAAGAAAUAUGGCACUGCAGAUGCCCCAGGCUAUGCAGUACCGUCUCAACUUCCUGAGGAGCCAUCUAACACGCCUCCAGGGCCUAAAAAGCCCGUUGACAUGCUGGAUCCUCCUGUACCCGACAUAGUCGGACUUCUACCCACUCCAAGACCACAAAAGGGCCUUGGCACACCUUUGCAAACUGCUGAAAGUGGCAGUUUUCCAACGAUUAUGUGGCCCUCAGAAGCCACGAAUGGCCAACUCAAAAGAAUUGUGCUGGCCAUAAUGGGUCUCACAACCCGUUUCAAUGUGUCACAAAUAGAGAUGUGGGAAAAGAUGGAUGAAAUCCAUCAAAAACUAGCUGACCUCAGUAAGGGCCCGGUUAUCAUUCACGAUUCCCAGGUUCAAUAUGAGGCAGUUCCAGAUGAGCUGAGAGAAAACUCUCAGCACCCUCGCUCUGAAUCGGCUAGAAGCCGAUUAUUGACUAAUGCCUUGGGAGGUACUAAACCCUCCAGCUGCCUCAACCUCACGUGUUAA